AAGACCAACCCCCAGAGCUGUUGCACGUUUCAACUGAAGACUUAAUUCCCUCUGCUUUGUCAGUUUGACGGUGACUAACUUGCCGCUUGUGUUUGGAUUCUCUUAAGUGAAAUUAGCAGAUAAACUUCAGGAUGAGCUCACGCAACAUCAAUUCCAAGUAAUUGUGCCCCAAAACCAACCAGAGCUCAAGAGCACCGUCUGCUGGAGAGAAGGAAAACAUCGGUUAGGAUUCUGCUAAACUGGGCUGCAUCGUUUUCAUCAAACCUCUUCAUUUACUCAAUGAACUCUGGCUCUCUCUGCUGGUUUUAUCAAAUUUUUCAGCUACUGCUGUCAAAAGUAUGCCAACAAAAUGACUUUAUAAUUAUAGUUGCAUGCAGAGUAAGUUAAAAAGCAACCUGCAGUAUGGGUGCGUCAUGUUCUGACCCUGCAGGGACUACCCCCUCUGCACUGAUGACCUCCACCUCCUCAUCUUCCUCAUCUUCCAGCUACUUUGAGUUCUUCUGGGAUUACCACAAUAAAUCUGUAAUUUGUAAGCAUUACAACUACACCGGCAAACUCAAGAAUCGGGAGGAGUUGAAACCCGAGAGCAUUGCGUUCAUUGUGGUGUGUCUUCUCAUCAUCCUAGAGAAUGCAGUGGUGCUCAUUACCAUUUGGAAGAACAAGAAGUUCCACCUUCCUAUGUAUUACCUGCUAGGAAACUUGACUCUGUCCGAUCUGCUGGCUGGUGUCACCUACAUGGCCAACAUCCUGAUGUCAGGACACAAUACUUUGAAACUGACACCAUUACUAUGGUUCUUCAGGGAAGGAGGGGUCUUCAUCACUCUGGCUGCCUCUAUCAUUAGCCUGUUGGCCAUUGCAAUUGAACGCCACGUUACUAUGGUAACAAUGCGUCCAUAUCAUGGAGCAAAGCGGGGAAGAAUGAUGGCGCUCAUUGGUGGAAGUUGGGCCCUGUCAGUAUUUCUGGGGGUUCUACCUAUUUUGGGAUGGAACUGUAUACACAGAUUGGACCAAUGUUCAACGGUGCUCCCACUUUAUGCCAAAAGCUACAUCAUGUUUAGUGUGUCUGUGUUCAGCGCAGUGCUUUUGUCCAUCGUGGUCCUCUAUGCUCGGGUUUUCCGCAUUGUCCGCACCAACACGAAACGACAGCGGUUGAGUCUGAAGGGCAACAUGAGGAACAGUACUGCCAGGGUGACGCAGAAAUACAUUGCCCUCCUCAAGACUGUCACCAUUGUAGUGGGAGUCUUCAUUGCUUGUUGGCUGCCCCUCUUCAUCCUCCUGCUCUUGGACUUCUUCUGCCCCACAGGCCAAUGCCAACUACUCAAGAAGGCCGACUACUUCUUGGGAGUAGCUAUCCUCAAUUCAUUUCUCAACCCAGUCAUCUACACUCUGACCAGCAAGGACAUGAGGAGAGCCAUUCUGAGGCUACUCUGUCAGUCGUGUCUGAUGACCAAAGAUGGACAGGUGAAGAAGAUUGGGAUGCCAUUCAUUGAGUGCAGUUUCAGUAAAACCGAGGUGCCUUCUCAAAAACUGGAUCAUGGACUGGAGACAACCAUUUCCUCUGGGAAUGCAAUCACCUCUCCAUCUACAUUUAAAGCUCUUUAUCCAAAAUCUUUCAAGUCAUAGGGUAGAAGAAGCGGUAUAGAAAAUGGCUGACUGACUGACUGGUUGGUAACCACAAGUUGGAACAGUUUUGCUCCCUCCUACACACCUCUGCCUUUGCAUUGUAUACGGUGUUAAGAGAAGACAGACAUGUGUGACAGGGAAAUAGGCGGUCUUUGGGUUGGUGUCCAGUUCCUGCAAAAUGUCACUCAGACACCUGCAGGUAAACUGCUACACAGAAAGAAGAAAAGAAAAGAAAAAAAAGUGGCAAAUUGUCAACAAACCUGUGCUAUGACUAAUGUGCACUUGCAUUACUGCUUCUUUCUGUUGCAACAUGCUGAUAGAACAAUGACUGGACCUGAAUCAGCUGGCAGGUGAGUGAGGACCUGGAUCUGUAAAUGUUUUUUUCAAUCAGCUGCGUCAGGACUUUACACGAGUGUUCCUGUUUUAUCAUCUAGAAUAAGGUCAUAUUUAAAGUAAGUCACUUAUUUUGCUUUUCACAGGAACAUUUCUCCUUCUAACAUUAGGUACUCAUUUUUCAUACUAAAACCAGGCUGAGAGCCAUGGAUGUUGUUUUAAACAGAUGAAUGAGUUGGUUUAAGGGUUUUUUUAUACUAAGAUCUGUAUAGUGGACUUUCUGUGUUUCCAAACAGAUUUUUGUAAGAUCAGUACUAUAAAUUAUAUGUUUUUGUAACAGUCUAAAGCAAAAGUAACCUUUCUUUUCAUAAAAUAAAUAAAAAAACAUCUGAAGCGA
Messenger RNA from Girardinichthys multiradiatus, 2353 nucleotides. It is a transcript of the gene s1pr5b, whose product is annotated as sphingosine-1-phosphate receptor 5b. Lineage: Eukaryota; Metazoa; Chordata; Actinopteri; Cyprinodontiformes; Goodeidae. Gene Ontology annotation, cellular component: membrane. The transcript has 2 exons. Gene Ontology annotation, molecular function: sphingosine-1-phosphate receptor activity. The record is from RefSeq and is a predicted model, not a curated record. The coding region runs from base 403 to 1623 and encodes 406 amino acids. Gene Ontology annotation, biological process: G protein-coupled receptor signaling pathway.